CUGUUCUAAGACGUACCCCCCUCCCACGGUGAUCUAGAGGCGGUUUUCGUGUUGGUGUGUUUGUCCUUCGCUAUGCCUCCUUGCUCAGGGAUCCUCCACACGUAGCGACGGCGGGAUUUGUGGAAUAUGAUAUCUGAUCAACAGAGUUCCCGGUCCCGCAUCUAGCUGUGGGCUUACCUCAAAACAAAGCACAUCCAUAUGGGCCUUAUAUAGUCCUGGUUGUACUUUCCUUUGUUACAUUUUUCUGAGACGUAAUAUUGUGUUACCUCUGCCAGAAUCUUUUCCACUUUCCUGGACUCGAGACCCGGCCUCCAUGUCAAACGACAUAAUCGCUCCUGACAAGGAUCUGCACUUUGUCAAAGACACUUAUAAUCCUGAUGACUGGCAGUCAGAAACGACGUCUGUUACAUCAUCUAUGCAUAGAGGAUUGAUGGAGAAUGGCCGAAGAUACCAAACGCUUAGGGACAAGGGCUCACACGUGCCAUCCGAUGAGCAGAUGUUUGAGACCUACGAAGCUUUACAUCUUCUUGCUUCUUUUAUGGACUCUGAUAAGGAGAACCCGCUUUUUCAGUCACCAGUGGUGAACCCAAAGCACAUUCUGGAUAUUGGAACGGGCAAGGGUUCAUGGGCAGUCGACGUCGCCGAUCUGUUUCCUGAAGCAACUGUCCGCGGCGUGGACCUGUUCCCACCCCCCGUCACCUGGAUCCCGCCGAAUUGUUUCUUCGAGAUCGAUGAUAUUCUCCAGUCGUGGUCCUGGCGUGAACCAUUCGACUUGAUCCAUCUGAGACUACUCGAUAUAGCAUUUACCCUGGAGGAGACAGACCACCUUUACAAACAAUGUUACGAUCAUCUCCAACCGGGUGGAUGGAUCGAGCAGCUCGAAAUGAGCAGCUUUAUCGAGUGCGACGAUAACAGCGUGCCCGCGGACAACAUACUAUUUACCUGGGGACCUCGAAUAACGAUGGCAGCUAACAAAGCUGGCCGAUGCUUUGAAAUUAUGGGAACUCUCCAAGAAUCGAUCGAACGAGCGGGAUUCGUGGACAUCCACACGAAAGACUAUAGAUGGCCUAUCGGACCGUGGCCGAAAGAUAAGACACUGAAAGAAGUCGGUGACAUUAACUAUAAACACUGGCUUAUUGGCAUGGAAGGGUAUGGGAUGUGGCUAUUGACCCAUUAUGGGGAUCCGGUGCCGUGGAUGAAGGAAGAGGUGCAGGUGUACGUGGCACAGAUGCGAAGGGAGUUGUCUAAACCUCGGAUCCAUACGUAUCAAAAGGCGAGGAGAAUUUGGGCUAGAAAGUCGGUGGACCAUGAGAGGGUGAAGAUGGAAUCUAGCCCUUGAGAACAAUAUGCACACUUCAGUCAAAUGCUGUUCCACAAAAACGGGUGAAAAAAGCGGAGCCUCGAAUGACCAGGCAUGCGUUCAAUACGCAGCAUACUAUUGACCAAAAUUCAAGCUAUAUUACGUUUUCUCUGGGUCGAUCCUACUCAUUCGACUCUCAGAUUGACGACCAUCGGUUGGCGAGUUUUGGUUUCUCUCUAACGAAAGUAUACUUCACGUGAUGUUCGACCUACCCAGACAGCAAGAUACCGAGGAAAUUGAGUCUGUCGAAGCUCGAAAUACACAGUGGUAAAUUGAGCACUCUUUUGAUCUCAUCUUUAGCGCUGGCUACUUCCGACAAGCGCCGAUUUCUCCAGUAGUGCUGGUAUCUAGCACCGAUCGGGUCUAGUUUGCUAAAAGCCACAGGAGGCAUAUUGGACCUGAUGGAAAAGAUACACCAAAAGCUCAUAGCUCCGGGGAUCUUGGGUAUUUAGUAGAUCUGAAUGUUCUCUGGCUAUGGAAAUCUGCCCGGUGGAGUGUUUCUUAGUGGCCGACGGAGCUUCUCAAUGAUUGACUGGUUC
Molecule: messenger RNA, 1899 nt
Organism: Penicillium brasilianum
Lineage: Eukaryota; Fungi; Ascomycota; Eurotiomycetes; Eurotiales; Aspergillaceae
Source: the annotation of a GenBank genome assembly